GAACUUCCGUUUCGAAUUGUCAACUUGUAGUUCAUUCUGUCACCGUAGCCGGUGUGGCAGUUCGCAUGUACUUUAUUUGCGAGCAAAUUCUCUAUCAGUUGAACGAGUAAAGUGAAACACACAGAACGCUCGUGAAAAAGAAAAUUUACUUUUGUGUCAUUUUAUUGAUUGUUUCACUUUGGACGCGCCAUCACAUAUACGUACAAUUUGAACCGAGAAAUUCCAUUCUCGGGCGCACGUUUUUUCUUUAAAUUUUUAUUUUUUUGUUAAUUUCGCCGAAAAACUAAUUCCUAAAAAAAGGAAAAGUGGUGUGUGUGUGUGAAGCCGAUUUAGAGGAUUUAUUAUUUCAUUUGCGACUUCAGUUCAUAUCAAUUUGUUGUAUGAGUCAAAAAACCGAAAGACCAGUACUGUCAGGUCAGCGCAUCAAGACCAGAAAAAGAGAUGAGAAGGAGAAAUACGAUCCCACCGGCUUCCGUGACGCGGUCAUUGCUGGACUUGAAAAAACCGGCGGCGAUUUGGAUGCCAUCUCGAAGUAUCUAGACAGCGCUGGAAAUAAAUUGGAUUAUCGUCGUUACGGCGAAGUAUUAUUUGAUAUAUUGAUUGCGGGCGGUUUAUUGGUACCGGGCGGAUCGAUUUCUCAAGAUGGCGAAAAGCCAAGCACAGAUUGCUGUAUUUUUACAGCAUCCGAGGAUAUGGAAGCCAUGCACAGCUAUGAGCAGGUCUUCAUUAAGCUCAUGCGCCGAUACAAAUAUUUGGAGAAGAUGUUUGAGGAAGAAAUGAAAAAGGUGUUGAUCUUCAUCAAAGGAUUUACACCAAGUGAACGUAUCAAAUUGGCACGGAUGACAGCUUUAUGGAUUGGAAACGGUUCCGUACCGCCCACCGUACUGUUAAUGUUAAUCAACGAACAUUUAGUGAAAGAUGAAAUCGCUUUAGACUUUCUACUCGAAGUUUGUGUGACCUUCAAGCAAGAAAAGGGGCUGUCAUCCUUGGUGCAAGCCUUGAAGAAAGGAAAUAUUGAAAGCCGAUUAAUGGACUUCUUCCCAGCGAAGAAACAGACAGAGGAAUAUUUGAGAUCAGUUUUUAUUGAAAAGGGGUUGGCUGAAGUGGUUAAGCUUCACAAAGCUCAAGCCAGUUAUGAAGCCAAACGAGAACUUCAACAGACCUUACUCGAUCAUAUAAGUGACAAUAAAUCACACAAAGAAAUCAUUUCCGACAUUAAGGAAUUGGCACUUAAAACAAACAUUCCUGAACAUGAGAUAAUUGGUCUCAUUUGGUCCACCAUAAUGGGAUUGGCUGAAUGGAAUAAGAAAGAGGAACUGGUCGCCGAACAAGCCCUGAAACAUCUACGACAAUACGCAACAUUGUUCCAAGCAUUUACAACGGUUGACCGGGCUGAAUUAGCGUUGAUUCUGAAAGUUCAAGAAUUUUGCUAUGAAAAUAUGAAUUUCAUGAAGGCGUUCCAGAAGAUAAUACUCCUAUUUUACAAAGCUAAUGUUGUCUCUGAGGACGCUAUUCUGAAAUGGUUCAAAGACGGUCACUCUCAAAAGGGAAAGAUGCAUUUCCUCGAACAAAUGAAGAAAUUUAUUGAAUGGUUGCAGAAUGCAGAAGAAGAAUCUGAAUCUGAGGAGGAGGACUAAACAAAACGAUAAAAUACAUCACCUAAAUUCCCUCCCAUUGAAAAUGUUGAUCGGAUUUUUGGAAUUCGAUUUAUUGACGAAGAAAAAACGAAGAAAAAAACAAAACAAAAAAAUGGACAAAAAUUAAACUAAAAAAACAAAUGAAAUUUCAGUGAACCAUCAAUAAAUAAUAAUAAAAAUCGUUCUCAGCGACAUCUUUGAAGUCAACUAAUUUAAACCAACAACAACAAAAAUAUUCAAAUGAAGAAAAGUGCUAAAACAUUCGCAUAUAAAAUGGAACGACAAAACAUUUUGAAACGGUUUUCAAAUCCUCCGAAUUAUUAAUAUCAAACAUCAACUCCAAACAUAAACAAAAAAUUUUCUUUCUUUUGCCUUUAAAACUGGAAUUUUCAGUAAACGAUGUUGAAGAAACGGAUAUUUAAUUUUCAAUUUUUUUUUUCUUAGAAUAAAAGCAAAGAAAGAAAAAUUCAAAUUUUUGAUA
Molecule: messenger RNA, 2118 nt
Organism: Bradysia coprophila
Lineage: Eukaryota; Metazoa; Arthropoda; Insecta; Diptera; Sciaridae
Gene: kra
Product: basic leucine zipper and W2 domain-containing protein kra
Cellular component (GO): cytoplasm; membrane
Molecular function (GO): protein binding
Source: RefSeq, a predicted model, not a curated record